AUGAGUCUCCACAAUAUGGGGACUAACAAUGGAGAAGACGCAUUGAUCACCAAGCGAAAGGGUGGAUUCAAAGCUUGCAUGUUUGUUUUUGCCUUGACAGCAUUGGAGAACAUGGGAUUUGUAGCCAAUUUGAUCAGCUUGGGAUACUACUUCUUCUCUGUGAUGCACUUUGAUUCAGCUGGCUCUGCCAACACUCUCACAAACUUUAUGGGCUCAAUUUUCUUGCUCACUCUUGUUGGUGGCUUCAUUUCUGACACCUUCUUAACCAGAUUCACCACUGCUUUAAUUUUCGGAACAAUCGAAAUCCUGGGCUUGGUGUUAGUAACAAUUCAAGCUGCCGUAAACAGCUUGCAUCCUGUUGAUUGUGGCAAGUCAAGUUGUGUGAAAGGUGGUGCAGCAGGGAUGCUAUAUUUCUCUCUGUGCUUGUUAGCAUUAGGUACAGGUGGAUCCAAAGGAUCUGUUCCUCCACAUGGUGCUGAUCAAUUCAACCAAAACGAUCCAACAGAAGCAAAAUCACUCCCCACCUAUUUCAAUUGGCUGCUAUUCACUACUACAAUUGGAGCUGCCUUUGGGGUCACUUUUAUUGUGUAUGUUAGCACAGAAAUAGCAUGGUACAAGGGCUUUCUCAUAACAACUGUUGCUACAUUUGUUGGCUUUAUUGUUUUCGUCAUUGGAAAGCCUUUCUACCGGUUAAAACUGCCCAGUGGCAGCCCCAUUACAAGGGUUUCUCAGGUUAUAGUUGUGGCAUUUAAAAACCGAAAGCAGUCACUGCCAGAGAAUCCUGAGGAAUUGUAUGAUAUCAAUGAAAAAGAAAGAGCUGCAACAGAGGAAAGAAUCCUACACACCAACCAGUUUAGAUGGCUCGACAAGGCUGCAAUUAGGAGCAAAGAUUCAGUGCCAGCACCAUGGACAGUCUGCACUGUGACUCAAGUUGAAGAAGUGAAAGUUCUAACUAGAAUGUUGCCAAUUUUAGCUAGUACAAUCAUAAUGAAUACUUGUUCAGCACAAUUUCAAACAUUUUCAGUACAACAAGGCUAUCUCAUGGAUCGCCAUCUGGGCAAAUUCGAGGUUCCUCCUCCUUCGAUCCCAGUGAUUCCAAUAUUAUUCAUGCUAAUUCUGCUUCCUAUAUAUGAAUAUGCUUUUGUGCCCUUCGCGCGCACGAUCACCAAGCAUCCCUCAGGCAUUACACAGCUGCAACGCGUGGGUGUGGGGCUAGUUCUUUCCAUAAUUUCAAUGGCGGUAGCAGGCAUUGUGGAAGUUAAAAGGAGGAACCAGUCCUUCAAAAACCCUUCAAAGCCUAUCAGCCUGUUUUGGUUAUCAUUUCAAUAUGGGAUUUUUGGGAUUGCAGACAUGUUUACUCUUGUGGGAUUGUUGGAAUUCUUUUACAAGGAAGCUCCCUCAGGAAUGAGAUCACUUGCUACAGCAUUUACAUGGCUGUCACUUUCAUUUGGCUACUUUUUGAGCAGUGCAUUUGUUAGUAUUAUAAAUGCGGUGACAAAAAGAGUGGCUCCAAGCAAACAAGGAUGGCUACAUGGAGUCAACAUUAACAACAAUAAUCUCGACUUGUUUUACUGGUUCUUGGCCAUUCUUAGUGUGCUAAAUUUUGGACUUUAUUUGGUGUCAGCCUCAUGGUAUAAGUACAAAUCAGAAGAUCCUUCUGUUAAUGCUGAUGAGUUGAUAUUAACAAGACCUCCAAAUGAGUUGAUUCUUACUAAACAAGAAGAAAAGAGUGAUGAGGAUGGUGAAGAAAAGACAAAGGAAGAUUAUGAAAAAUCUGCUGCAGCUGAAACAACUGAAAAUGAUAAAGAAAAAGCCAAUGAUUGGUGAAGUUAUAAGAAAGUUUAUUGCUGCUUAUUACAUAUGUAUGUAACUGAGUGUGGGUGUGAAAUUUGUAUG
Messenger RNA from Mangifera indica (mango), 1896 nucleotides. RefSeq names its product protein NRT1/ PTR FAMILY 4.5-like. Gene Ontology annotation, molecular function: transmembrane transporter activity. Bases 1 to 1827 code for a protein of 608 amino acids. The record is from RefSeq and is a predicted model, not a curated record. NCBI's taxonomy places the organism in Eukaryota, Viridiplantae, Streptophyta, Magnoliopsida, Sapindales, Anacardiaceae. Gene Ontology annotation, biological process: transmembrane transport. Gene Ontology annotation, cellular component: membrane. The transcript has 6 exons.